AUGUCGAGUGGACCUGCGAUGCUUCGAUAUACGCGUCCGUAUGAUACGAAAUCUGUUCGCGUCCUUGGUUGUGGCCAUAACCAACGCGUGCCAACAAGCUAUGAUAUCCGCGAUUUCAUGCCAAUGCAGCACCGCGUGGAGAGCCUCAUCGAAGAGUGCCAAACACUGCCGCAAUAG
Messenger RNA from Fusarium mangiferae, 177 nucleotides. RefSeq lists its product as uncharacterized. The record is from RefSeq and is a predicted model, not a curated record. Bases 1 to 177 code for a protein of 58 amino acids. The transcript has 2 exons. NCBI's taxonomy places the organism in Eukaryota, Fungi, Ascomycota, Sordariomycetes, Hypocreales, Nectriaceae.